UUCAGAGUCAAUAGUGUAUCAAUUAGUUUAGGGAAAUUUCAAUUCUGCUAGUCCUAGUUUUGGGAAUGUUAAACCCCAAACUUAGUUAAUGGUGAAUCAGUUAGGUUAUGCUAGAGUCUCUUAUACCAUUUAUAGGAAGUAUUAUACAGGGCCAUGUCAUAAGGUGAUUGGUGCAUGCUUUAGGUGUGGAUGGAUAGGUCAUUUGAGAAGAGAUUGUCUUUUUAUUCAAUCUAUGUCAAGUCAUGAAUCAGUUCAGCCUUCUCCCCACCCUACUUCAUCUUCAACUCCACCUUUCGAGGCCACUUUUACUUCAACUAACAAGAGUAUGUUAGGAAAGGGAAAUGGAAAGUGGGGGCAGUCUUCUGGUCAAAGACAAGCGAGAGUUUAUGCUAUAACGAGACAGGAUGCUAGAAUGUCGAACGCUAUUGUUACAGUGGUCGAUGGUGAAAGUGGAGACUCGCUGUCGCUGUGCAAGGCUCAAGUUCUUCAUCAUGCUUCUCUGUCUCUAUUUGUCUUCUCCGCUGCUGUUCUGUUCUUGUUAUUCACGUGUGUGUAGCUGGUGUGCUUGAGAAUCAGGUCGCUGAAACUGGUAGGGCUGUUCGCGAGCUCUUUUCUGCUUGUUCUGAUGUUGUGAUUUUCAUUUUCUUCCUUUUGUGUACACCCUGUUAGAUUCGUCCCCUAUGUAGUUUUUGAUCUUCUUUUCCUUCUUCUUUUGUUGCUGUGGUUCCAGUUGCGUCUGGUCCCCCUCUCCUUAAUGCUGUUAUU
Messenger RNA from Prosopis cineraria, 765 nucleotides. RefSeq lists its product as uncharacterized. The transcript has 2 exons. The record is from RefSeq and is a predicted model, not a curated record. Bases 89 to 556 code for a protein of 155 amino acids. NCBI's taxonomy places the organism in Eukaryota, Viridiplantae, Streptophyta, Magnoliopsida, Fabales, Fabaceae. Gene Ontology annotation, molecular function: nucleic acid binding; zinc ion binding.